AUGCAGGCCAUUGCUAACGGUUUCAACCAAAACUCUCUAAUAAAAGAACUACAGUAUGAUAAUGAAGAUAAUUUGAAUGAGGACUUCAUUUUGGGUAACAACAACUUCUCCAAAAUUGCUCCUUCUUUGACUAUGCCUCCUAUCUCUGCUCCAAGAGACUUUUUAAGGGCUCAUACCGACGAUGCUACUAAUCCAGACUGUAAAAUUAAAAUCGCACACGGUACCACUACACUAGCGUUCAGGUUCCAAGGGGGGAUCAUCGUUGCAGUCGAUUCAAGAGCCACUGCAGGUAAUUGGGUUGCCUCUCAGACUGUCAACAAGGUUAUAAGGAUUAAUCCUUUCUUGUUGGGUACCAUGGCAGGUGGUGCAGCAGAUUGUCAAUAUUGGGAAACUUGGUUAGGUUCCCAAUGUAGAUUACAUGAAUUGAAAGAGAAGGAACGUAUCUCCGUUGCUGCUGCUUCGAAAAUUCUAAGCAACUUGGUUUAUCAAUACAAAGGUGCAGGUUUGUCAAUGGGUACAAUGAUUUGUGGUUACACUAAGAAAGAAGGUCCGACCGUCUACUACGUCGAUUCUGAUGGUACAAGAUUAAAAGGUAACGUAUUCUGUGUAGGUUCUGGUCAAACUUUCGCCUAUGGUGUUUUGGAUUCAAACUAUAAAUGGGAUUUAACAGUCGAUGAAGCUUUAUAUCUAGGGAAAAGAUCGAUCCUGGCUGCUGCUCACAGAGAUGCAUAUUCAGGUGGUUCAAUUAAUUUGUAUCAUGUCACUGAAAAUGGUUGGGUCUAUCAUGGUAACCACGAUGUCGGUUCGACUUUUUGGGAAAUUAAAGAAAAGGAAGGUUCAUUCAAUAACGUCGUUGGUUGA
Molecule: messenger RNA, 861 nt
Organism: Tetrapisispora phaffii CBS 4417
Lineage: Eukaryota; Fungi; Ascomycota; Saccharomycetes; Saccharomycetales; Saccharomycetaceae
Gene: PRE2
Product: proteasome core particle subunit beta 5
Exons: 1
Coding region: 1-861 (286 amino acids)
Cellular component (GO): proteasome core complex
Molecular function (GO): threonine-type endopeptidase activity
Source: RefSeq, a predicted model, not a curated record